AUGGGACCCCUCAUGCCCACAGGAUGAAUGAGCACAGGUCAUACAGUUCUGGGAUGUCAGACUACUGAUAAGACAGUUAUCACUUUAUUUAUCAUUUUAGUCCUUUUGUGCCUGGUAGCAGUGGCAGGCAAUGGAUUUAUCAUCAUAGCCCUGGGCAUGAAAUGGUUGCUCCGGAGAUCACUGUCAGCUCAUAAUAAGUUACUGAUCAGUCUAGCGGCCUCUUGCUUCUGUCUCCAAUGGGUGGUGAUAGGUAAAAAUAUUUAUGUUUUCCUGAAUCCAACAAGCUUCCCAUACAACCCUGUGAUGCAGCUCCUAAGUUUAAUUGGGGACUUCCUGAUUGCUGUUACUCUCUGGUUCUGCUCCUUGCUAGGACUCUUCUAUUGUGUGAAGAUUGCAACCUUAACUCACCCUGCAUUCGUCUGGCUAAAGUACAGGGUGCCUGGGUGGAUACCAUGGAUGUUGCUCAGUGCUGUGGCGAUGUCAAGCUUAACUAGUAUCCUGUGUUUCAUAGGCAAUCAUAUGGUAUAUCAGAACUAUGUAAGGAGUGGCCAGCAACCUUGGAAUAUCACUGGGAAUAGCUUAAUAAACUCGCUUGAGAAAUUCUACUUCUUUUCUACAAAAAUAAUUAUGUGGACAAUCCCUACUGUUAUCUUUAACAUUUUUAUGAGUUUGCUCCUCAUAUCGUUGGUAAGACACAUGAAGAAAACUCUCUUGACCCUCUCAAAACAUCAGGAUAUCUGGACACAGGCCCACAUCAAAGCUCUCCUUCUUCUCCUGUCCUUCAUCAUCCUUUUUAUCUCCUGUUUUCUGACACUGAUAGUCAGUUCUGCCAGGAGUACACCAUUUCAGGAAUUCAGGUAUUGGAUGUGGCAGGUGGUGAUUAAUCUGUCCACAGUGAUACACCCCUUUGUUAUACUCUCCAGCAACCCUAGGCUGAGAGUGGUGAUGAAGAGGGGUUGCUGCUGA
Molecule: messenger RNA, 966 nt
Organism: Psammomys obesus (fat sand rat)
Lineage: Eukaryota; Metazoa; Chordata; Mammalia; Rodentia; Muridae
Gene: Tas2r60
Product: taste 2 receptor member 60
Exons: 1
Coding region: 28-966 (312 amino acids)
Biological process (GO): G protein-coupled receptor signaling pathway; sensory perception of taste; detection of chemical stimulus involved in sensory perception of bitter taste
Cellular component (GO): membrane
Molecular function (GO): bitter taste receptor activity; G protein-coupled receptor activity
Source: RefSeq, a predicted model, not a curated record